AGCGAUUUCUUGCAGGCAGGCGCUGGCUGGGCAGUGAUGGCGGACGAUGGGGAUGGAAAGCUAAGGACUGAAGGAGGCGGCGGAAGCAGUGGCAGCGGUAUCUCGGAGGAGGCGGCGGCGUCGGCGGCCGCCGUCGGGAGCUGGCUCGGGGGAAGCUGGCUUGACAUGCUGCUGAGCUUGACGGCGCUGCUGAUCGCGGCGUUUCUGGCCUAUCAGCUCUACAAGCGCUGGGGCAAAAGGAGCGGAGCGGGGGGCGCGACGCUGCAAAGCCAGGCCGAUUCCCUGCCCCGUAUGAAGCGGCGGGACUUCACGCUGGAGCAGCUGCGCGAGUACGACGGCGAGCGCAUGCCCCACAUCCUCCUGGCUGUCAACGGCAAAGUCUUCGACGUGACCAAAGGAAGCAAAUUCUACGGGCCCGAGGGUCCUUAUGGAAUAUUUGCUGGCAGAGAUGCCUCAAGGGGACUAGCAACUUUCUGUCUAGAAAAAGAUGCACUCAAAGAUGAAUAUGAUGACCUAUCAGACUUAAAUGCUGUACAAAUGGAAAGUGUUAGAGAAUGGGAAAUGCAAUUUAAAGAAAAAUAUGACUACGUAGGUAGACUCCUAAAGCCAGGAGAGGAACCAUCAGAAUAUACAGAUGAGGAAGAUACCAAGGAUCACACUAAACAGGACUGAACUUUGUAAAUCACCAAAGUCAGGGGCCUUUGGAACUGCAAUCUUAUUCCCCAUCACAGAAUCCCCUGUGUCUUCGGAUAUAAUCAUCUGCUGUAGAAAACAACUUGAUGGGUUUUGUACAAGAACAUCAUUCUCCAUGAAGAUUUGAUUACUAGGCAUUAUUUGUGCUGCCAAACUUUUGUUGUUGCAGUUUAACUGUAAUGUCUGGAAAAGCUUCAUUACUAAAAUGGGGCCAGGGAUUUAAAGUGCAAAGAAAGCUAUCCCUAUUAGCAUGUUCAAGCCUUUGAACAGUUUAUUUACAAGCUUAGGAGUUUCAUAUGUCAUUUUCACUCCUUUGGCACUAAAUGGAAAACCUAAUUCUUUUAAGGGAUCCCAGGUAAAUUUGGCUACCAAAAUAUUCUAAAUGGGAAUACUGAAACUAGUUUGUUGGCCAUUGGUUUCCAUGGCAGAAAGAUACUUCUGCAGAUCACAUGGUUUCAGAUAGAUGCUCCUGAAGGCUACAGGAAAAUUUCACUGCAGAAGCUGUAAUCUGAAAUCUGCCUUUUCCUUCCCCUCAAUCAAAUCAAAUAAUUGUGCCUUAUUUCACAUAGAGACUUGAAUUGUUUUAAGGGAAAACCCAAAGUGACUCAAGUCACUAAAAGCAGCAUUGAGGACUGGUUAGAACUUUGUUGACUGGAAAACAUUGAUGUCAUUCUGUAUAUAGAAUGUAAAGGAAAAACUCAGUGUUACUGCCAUAUAUAUAUAUGUUAAUAUACAUAAACUUAAUUAGCAGUGUAAUGGCCAAAUGCAUUCCCCUUUGCUUUUUAAAUGAAAACACCUCUUCCCUUUUCCAUUUUCAGGGAGCUUCCUAAAUUUAAGGAAUCCAGCCUCUUAUCUUUUUGAAGUGAAGGGUGUGCAUGGGUGUGGGUGCUCAAGUGCAAGAAAUGGGACGAGAGUUCCUGCAGAUACUGUAAAUACGAAUACCAUUUUAAUAAAGCAUGUAAAAUACUGAAUGUGCUGUCAGAGUUUAUGUAGAUGCUGUUAAGGUAGUAUUGGUGGCCAGGACUAUGUGUAUGACGAAAAAAAUAUUGGGAUAUAAUAUUUUUGCAUUGCAAUUAAAGAAAGCUUUACCCAGCUAAUUUUUUUUU
Varanus komodoensis (Komodo dragon) is the source of this 1799-nucleotide messenger RNA. It is a transcript of the gene PGRMC2, whose product is annotated as progesterone receptor membrane component 2. Lineage: Eukaryota; Metazoa; Chordata; Lepidosauria; Squamata; Varanidae. The record is from RefSeq and is a predicted model, not a curated record. Gene Ontology annotation, cellular component: membrane; endomembrane system. The transcript has 3 exons. Bases 37 to 672 code for a protein of 211 amino acids.